This is a messenger RNA of Cucumis melo (muskmelon), 1122 nucleotides long. RefSeq names its product psbP-like protein 1, chloroplastic. Gene Ontology annotation, biological process: photosynthesis. The record is from RefSeq and is a predicted model, not a curated record. NCBI's taxonomy places the organism in Eukaryota, Viridiplantae, Streptophyta, Magnoliopsida, Cucurbitales, Cucurbitaceae. The transcript is spliced from 8 exons. Gene Ontology annotation, molecular function: calcium ion binding. Bases 125 to 835 code for a protein of 236 amino acids. Gene Ontology annotation, cellular component: extrinsic component of membrane; photosystem II oxygen evolving complex; photosystem II.
AGGGGCCGACGUAAGAAAUGUGGCUGAGGGAACCCGCGAAGUAUAACAAAACCAAAAGAGAUAAGGCAAUCUUUACAUUAACGACGAAGAAGCACAUACGGCUUCACAACCGAAGGUACCUUCAAUGGCUUCUCUCCAAAAUUCCCUCUUCCUCAAUUCUCUUCCUCAGAAACUCCACGGAAGAUUUGUUUGCUGCAGAGCCGGGGUCUCAUUUCUUGUCAGGGCUGAGCAAGCACACGGAUCUUCAAUUAAUGGCCAUGCCUGCAGUUCCGAAGAUAGACUUGGGAGACGCCAGCUGCUAUCUGGCAGUGCCUUUAUAACUUGGAUUUCUCUUGCAGACAUGAAUUCCAUGUCAUUUGCUGCAGAAACAAAGAAAGGAUUUCUAUCAGUUUCAGACAAGAAAGACGGUUACUCAUUCGUCUAUCCAUUCGGGUGGCAGGAAGUAGUCAUUGAUGGUCAAGAUAAGGUAUUCAAAGAUGUAAUUGAACCAUUAGAAAGUGUCAGUGUGAAUUUGAUUCCAACCAGCAAAGAAGAUAUUCGAGAUUUUGGGCCUCCUCAACAGGUAGCAGAAACUUUGAUAAAGAAGGUUCUAGCUCCUUCUAAUCAGAAAACAAAAUUAAUUGAAGCAUCAGAGCAUGACGUUAAUGGGAAAGCAUACUACACAUUUGAGUUUGUAGCUCAAGCUCCAAACUACACUCGCCAUGCUCUGAGCACGAUUGCUGUUGCCAAUGGAAAAUUCUACACUUUAACAACCGGAGCAAAUGAGAGAAGGUGGGAGAAAAUGAAAGAUAAAUUGCGCACAGUUGUUGAAUCCUUCACAAUUUCAAGUGUUUGAUGGAGUUCCCCUGUUGUGAACACAUUUAUCAUUAUUCAUUCAAACGUCAUUCUAAUUUUGAUUACCCGCUUGAAGUAAACUUCAGUAAAUUAUCCACACCUUUUGUUCUUCAAUUAUUCUCUUUCCUCCCAAGCAACCCCUUGUAUUUUUGGAUGACUAUGUAAAAGAAUGCAACGCACCAUCUCAUGGGAUAGAGAGUAUUUGUUGGACCGUUUUUUAGACCUAUAUUGUAACAUCAAACUCAUUUCACUUCCACAAUUUUCAAUUCAACCUCUUUUUCAUGCUCA